ACGUUCAAUUAGAUAUUACAUCAUUAUAGAAAUGGCGUCUGCUGCACUGCGUUCUGGGCUGAAAAUUACCUGCAAAUCUCCCGUAUUUCGGCGAUGUUAUUCUAAAGCAGUUUUGUAUGAUCAUGUAAUUGAUCGUCGGAUUAGCAGUCCGGCAAAGAUUCUUUCAGAUAGUGACAUGUGGGAUGAGUAUAAUUCCCUUAAAAGUUACUGCGAAGGGUUCGCUGCUAAUCAUGGAUACAAGGUUGACCCAAUGACCGUAUUUGCCAACAAUGAAGUUAGCUUGGACGAUAUCGAGGUAUAUGGAUUCGACUACGACUACACACUGGCCUGCUACAAUGAUGCAUUACAUCAUCUCAUCUAUAAGCAGGCUCUCGAUAACCUCAUUCUCAAGAAAAGGUUUCCCCCUGGUAUCCAAGAUAUGCCCUACAACCCAGACUACCCUAUCAGAGGACUUCAUUUUGAUACUAAGAAGGGUGUUCUGUUGAAAGUGGAUGCUUUCCAUCACAUACAACUAGGUACAGUGAGAAGGGGAUUGCAGGCAGUCAGUAAUGAAGAAGUGAUAGAGAUGUACGGUGGAACUCAUAUACCUGACGAAAUGAUCGUUGAUCGCAGCAUGCAUGGCUAUGAGAAAGGUCUACGUCAGUUGAUGGAUAUGUUUGCCACCGCCGAGAUGUGUCUCCUUGUCAACGUUAUUGAGUACUUAAGAACGCGUGGAUUUGACUACGAUCCCGAAUACCUCUUUCAUGAUAUCCAUAAUGCAGUCAAAGAAGUGCACCAAUCAGGUUCAAUGCACACAGAAGUUGCUAACAAUGUCCAUGAGUAUCUGCAGAUGGAUACUGGUAUACCAGAGCUACUUCAGAGGCUACAUGAUGCGGGCAAACAACUCUUCCUCAUCACCAACUCAGAAUUUGCUUUUGUGAACAGUGGUAUGUCCCACCUAAUCGGACCAGACUGGGCUAAUCUCUUCGAUAUCAUCGUAACUCAGGCGAGAAAGCCACAGUUCUUCAGCGAUACUACAAGACCUUUCAGAUCAAUCUACAGAAAGACGGGGACACCCUCUUGGGCUCAAGUAACGGAGCUUAAGAAAGGAAAGAUUUAUGUUGAGGGCAACGUUGAGCAGUUUACCAAACUAACAAACUGGCACGGUUCCGGUGUGCUGUAUUUUGGAGACCAUGUAUACAGUGAUCUCGUGGAGCCUUGCUUGAAGAAUGGUUGGAGGACUGGGGGCAUCAUACCUGAACUUGAUGAUGAGAUCGAGAUCUGUAACUCACUUCCUUUCAAGAGAGCGGUCAUAUGGUUGAAUGCACUACAAGACCUCAUUGAGGCACAUCAGGUCCAUGAGUCAGCUGACUGCAAGGCUGUAGUGAAUUCAUGGAUUGCUGAGAAACAUCAGCUCAGGAUGACAACCAAGUCUCUUUUCAACCAGCAGUUUGGCAGCGUCUUCCGAACGCACCACAACUACUCCUACUUCACCUCGCGUCUCUGCCGCUUCGCCGACAUCUACAUGGCUUGCGUCGGUAACCUGCGCAACUACUCCUUAACGCACACCUUCUACCCGCGCCGUACGGCCCUGCCGCACGAACUUUCGUACAAUUUCACAGUGCAAUGACCCAAAUCUGGAUGAACCUGUAAAGAUCAAGAACUUGGUUGCAAAUAUAGCUGGAAUGUUGCCAAUGGUUUGAGUACAAUGUGAUGUCAUUAUCCAAAGCCCUUCCUCCUCCAAAUAUGAGGCAGUAAGCGGAAAGAUAAGUUGCUUUUCUAAGCAGUUUACAAUGUACUUCGAAAAUGGGGCUCAAUGUGCCGAUAUUACACCAGCAAGUUGCAUAAUCUGAUCCUAAUUUUUAUCAGCAAAUAAGAAUUUUAAAUCGCUGUCUGGGCAAUAUAUUUGAAAACAUUUGUGACCAUGUUGACAGAGCUUUGAUAAUAAUGU
Messenger RNA from Strongylocentrotus purpuratus (purple sea urchin), 1930 nucleotides. RefSeq names its product 5'-nucleotidase domain-containing protein 3. Lineage: Eukaryota; Metazoa; Echinodermata; Echinoidea; Camarodonta; Strongylocentrotidae. Gene Ontology annotation, molecular function: 5'-nucleotidase activity. The transcript has 15 exons. Bases 32 to 1609 code for a protein of 525 amino acids. The record is from RefSeq and is a predicted model, not a curated record.